AUGAAGCAAACGAGACAGCCUCUUCCUCCUUCGUCAGUCCCAAGGACAGCUCGAACAUGCCGCUGGAGAAAGAUUGCCGGCAGCAAGACGCUCUACCAGCACGCUGGCGGAGAUGACGGAGAAGGCGGAGGUCUGAGGAAAGACUCUAGAAGGACUGGAGAAGAGCUCGACCAGUGGGCCAUAUCUUGA
Messenger RNA from Trichophyton verrucosum HKI 0517, 189 nucleotides. RefSeq lists its product as uncharacterized. The record is from RefSeq and is a predicted model, not a curated record. Bases 1 to 189 code for a protein of 62 amino acids. Lineage: Eukaryota; Fungi; Ascomycota; Eurotiomycetes; Onygenales; Arthrodermataceae. The transcript has a single exon.